AUGGGGGCAGAGUCUGAGACGAUGAUCCUGUGCAAGGUGGCGAUGGACAGCCCGCACGAGUCGAUGCAGCUGCUCCUGACGUGCCUCUCGGACAUCUACCAUUUACGACCCGCGUGGCCGGUAGACGACCGGAGGGACAAGGUGCUGCACUCGUUGGUGAUGACCCUCCUGCGUGUCCGCGACGAGGUCCAGGGGAAGAGGAUUUCGAUUUGCUUCGAAGACCCCCACUUUGGCCUCAUACCUGUCAUCAAGGCGCAAAUGGUUGAGCGAUCUCGGUACAACAACUUCAACGUCACCAACCAGUCCGAGAGCGUGCUCUCGCGCUACAGCAAGCUAUGGCACCAGGCCUACAAGGGAGUCCCGGCAGUGCGCGACUGGGUAGACAACAACGAAGAGGCCCAGCUCAUCAUCCAGGGAGACAGAGGCCGCGGCGCGCGUGGGCGGGGCGGCGGAAGCAGCGGCGGAAGCAGCAGCAACAGCAACAAUCGGGGUGGGGGUGCCCGGGGGGGCAGUGGCGGCGGCGGCGGCGACGGUAGCGGUAGCGGCGGUGUUCGACGCGGCGGCGAGGAAGAUGACUCCGGGGACGAAAGCGACAGCAGUAGCAGCGUAGGGCCGCACGGCCUCAAGGUGGAAGGUGCGGGCUUUGCGGAGCUGGACGGGCGGUACUACAGGGCGAGGAUGGCAGACGGGGUACCGUGUUAUGCGCAACGGGACCGAAACGAGCUUGCGAGGGCGCCGGAAGACUCGUACGGUUUGGUGUACCGCGUCAAGGCGGACGGGACUUCCGCGGCCAGGCGCAAGUGGGUGAUCUGUCUCAUCCAGAGGACUCUCGGCAACGAGGGGCAGUCGCACGCCGACCAGAUACCCUUCUACGAGAACUACGGGGUCGUCGACAACUGCAGCACGCCUCCCCAGAAGGGGUGGCAGUGCGUGCCUGGGGUGCUGUCACACCACGAUGCGAACCGCGCGCCGGUGGUGCUGAUGGAGAGCGAGAAUGCGAUGGAUAUGGACGACGGCAAUGAGGACGAUGGAAACUUCGACAACGAUGAUGCCAGCACGGAAACCCCGGCGGCCAUCCCGUCCCCGCUGGAUGACGAUCAGCACCCGGCGGAAGACAUGGAUAUGAUGGUGGACACGUCCAACAACAACUCUCCGGCCAGCCCCGGGGGAGAGGGGAGAGGAGACGGCGGCGGUCUCGACGACGACCCGGCCACCGUGGUGUCGCGGCAGCCACGAAGGCGUGAUGGACAGCUGCACGACUUGAUUACAGGGACAGCCCCCCUCUCCACCCCCAGCACGAGCCCCACCGCGGUAAACCGCCCCGCUCCGCCCGCCGAGGUCCGCUCGAGAGGGAGAGCCAGGCACCUGUCCGGCACCGGACCCCGGCAGGGACGGGGUCAGGGAAGCAGCGGCGGCGACAGCGGUGGCGGUGGUGGUGGCGGUGGUGGUGGCGGUGGUGUUAGCGGCAGCGGAGGCUCGUCGUCGGCAGCAAUUUGAUCGGAUGGCGGGCUACUGCUGUUUUGGCUCGCUGGCUUGCUUGCUUUGUUUGCGCUGAUUCUGUGGCAGGGUGUGGUGGGAGUGCUACGCUACCUCCCAAACGCAAAGCAGAACGAGCCGUCAGGCGAGCGCACGGACGGGUGAUGUUUUAUUUCCGUUUCGUGAUGGGGGGGAGUACUUUGGGGUUUCGCUUUUUCUAUAGCCGUUGUUUGGUUGGUGGUGGGGUAUUUUUUUUGGUGUGCGUGUGUUUUUCGUGUGCGUGUAUUUUUGUGUCCGCGCCUCGACGGAGGGGAGUUAAGCCGCUGCUGGUUGAUGUCGUCGAUGGAUGGCCACAUCUGGUUGCGAGAAGUGGGAAAGAACGGGGGGGGAGGGACGGGCGGGGAAAAGAAGAGGCCCAAACAGGCGGGUAAGGUGUUUGCUUUUUCCAUGACGCGUUAAUCGGCCAGAGAAAUUACUUGGCGCCAUGGCGAGCGAGUGAGCGAUCGAUCGAAACUAUUAGCCGUGGUUUGUAGCAUGUCGCAUCGUGGAAGACGGGGGCGUUGGUGUUGGUGUUGGUGUUGGUGCUUGUGCAGUUUCUUCUUUUUUUCCCGUUCUCUGGUAUGUUUUGGGCUCCUGAACGUAAGAGAGAGACCGACAUGGUACUUGGUACUUGACUUGACCUUGACUCGGGUGUGGAACACUCAGGCAGGCGUCUUCCUCCUUGCUGUUGAGAAGGUAGGGGAGGAAAAAAAACGAAAGGACUGCAACGCCCACUCAAAAAAGAGAGACGCACACGAGGUGCAGGAGGGUGGUAGAGGUGAAUAUUGUUGCCUGCAAGUGUCCUCUGUCCGUCGCGCCAGCGCCCAGUCUCACGCAAACAUGAUACGAUCGCUGCCUUCUCCUUGACCGACUGACCUUUGACGAGAGAGGAGAGAGAACAAUGCAUUUUGUCAUGCCUGGUCUCGUCGAAUUCAUCACGAGCCACCUGUUCCGUCUGUUUCAAAUUUCGGCUCCACUGGUGUUACUUUUUUAUUGAAUCUGAUUUUCUGUAGUUUUGGUGGGCGUCUGCCGAGGCGGCGGGGAGCUCGGAGGGUGGGUGUUAACUAACGUGAAUUGGGAGGUUUUGCUCUUCUGUUUAGUUGUUACACACAUGGAUGGUUGGCAUGGUUGACGGUUUUGUGGGACGGGGGGGGGGGGGUGCUAGAGACAAGGAGUGCUUGCUCGCCGCUCAUGCAUGUUUGGGUCGUUUCGAGCAAAUCUCGGGGGGCGUACGUAGCCAACUCACAAGAGAGAUCCGGGGUUGCUUUUGUCCAGCUGACAGGUUCGCGCUCUUCUGCACCGCUCGGCAACUUUUUUUUUUUUUCUGCAUGCAAUGGAGCACCUCCUCAGUCACUGCCUGCCUGCCUUGUACAAAUGGCCGCUGCUUGACGGUCUGUUGUUGUCUAUCGUUGGUCGUUGAAGUGUUUCGGCCGCGAAUUUUUUCGUUUCUUUGUUCUGUUGCUGUUUCUCUUUGGGCGCAUUCGUCAGUCAAGUCAGUCAAGUCAGCGGGAUAGCAUAGGAUGGAAUUGCA
This is a messenger RNA of Ectocarpus siliculosus, 3046 nucleotides long. The record is from the annotation of a GenBank genome assembly. NCBI's taxonomy places the organism in Eukaryota, Phaeophyceae, Ectocarpales, Ectocarpaceae.